Molecule: messenger RNA, 2683 nt
Organism: Coregonus clupeaformis (lake whitefish)
Lineage: Eukaryota; Metazoa; Chordata; Actinopteri; Salmoniformes; Salmonidae
Product: methionine synthase reductase-like
Exons: 15
Coding region: 99-2357 (752 amino acids)
Biological process (GO): homocysteine metabolic process
Cellular component (GO): cytosol
Molecular function (GO): FMN binding; flavin adenine dinucleotide binding; [methionine synthase] reductase (NADPH) activity
Source: RefSeq, a predicted model, not a curated record
UACAGCGCUGAGCGUGUUCAAAUAUGUAUUUUCUACAACGUUAGAAAAUGAGUUCCACCGGGAUCUGCGACUAGCUUUUCAACUUUUCGAUUGUCAGAAUGCCUUGUGAGGUGAAGCCCCGGUUCCUGGUUCUGUACGGGUCUCAGAAAGGCCAGGCGCAGUCCAUAGCCGAGGGGAUAGCUGACGAGGCCGAGGAGAGGGGACUGGUUGCUGACAUCUACUGCUUGAGUGAAGGAGAGAAGUUUAACUUGGAGAAGGAGAGUGCUCCUGUGGUGUUUGUUGUGUCUACCACUGGGGAUGGGGACCCACCAGACACUGCCCUGAAGUUUGUGAAGAAUAUCAAGAAAAAGACCCUGCCCAGCGACCACUAUUCACACCUCUGCUAUGCUCUUAUAGCUCUGGGUGAUACAAACUAUGAAAAUUUCUGCAACUGUGGGAAGACUAUUGACGGCCGUCUACAGGAACUUGGUGCUAAACAUUUCUACGCAACAGGACAUGCAGAUGAUGGUGUAGGGCUUGAGUUGGUGUUGGAACCCUGGCUUGAAGGACUGUGGGAGGCCAUCAGAGGAGCGUUAUUCAAGAUGGCCGCCCCUCAGCCUGAGAGGGAUGGCCAUGUAAGGGACCUGAGAGCAUCGUUGAACGAAACACCCGAAUCAUCAGCGACAGAUGUCAAACUCCACCUCAUGAGUCUUAACGAAUCAGAACCCCAGAGCUCUGGCUCACUCAAAACAGCAGCGGAGUCAGAGAGUGCUAAGACUGAGCCCAAAUCAGUUUCUCUGGCAGUUACAGAAGCAGCCUCUGAGACAGGGAGUGCAGUUACUGAUCUCAGACCAGUGUCAUUGACCAACAACUUUAGGACUGCUCCUAAACUAGAUAUUGUUGUCACUGAUCCCAAGUCAGUGUUAGAGACACGGAGUGGAGCACCCCCUGCUGUUGUAGAAGUCUCUCUGACACGCUCCUUGCCCCCGCUGUCUGAGUCUGCCCUCAAUGUCCCUGCUCUGCCUCCACCCUACCUGGAUGUUACGCUCCAGGAAGCCACCAUAGAAGAAGAGACCAAUGCUCCGGUCAGUAAGGAGACCCUACACGAGGUUCCAAUCUCCAGGGCAGUCCAGCUGACCAGAGAUGACUCAGUUAAAACAGCCCUUCUGAUAGAGCUGGACAUCUCAGCACAUCCGAUGGCCUACCAGCCUGGGGACUCGCUUGACGUGCUCUGCCCAAACAGAUCCUCCGAGGUGGGGGAGCUGCUGCAGAGACUGUGCCUGCAGGACCAGAGGAGCCACCGUGUCCAGCUCUCACUGCGCAAAGACACCAAGAAAAAAUGUAUGCUCUACCCCUCCUACAUCCCAGAGAACAGCACUCUACACUACGUGCUCACCUGGAGUCUGGAGCUCAGGACUGUCCCUAAGAAGACAUUUCUUCGUUCCCUGGUAGAGUGUACAGGAGACAGUGGCGAGAGGAGGAGACUACAGGAACUGUGUAGUAAACAGGGAUCAGCCGACUACAACCUCUAUGUCAGAGACCCCAGCCUAGGACUAUUGGACCUGCUCAGGGCUUUCCCCACCUGCCAGCCCCCUCUCAGUCUUCUCAUAGAACAUUUGCCCAAACUGCAACCAAGACCGUACUCAGCGGCAAGCUCCAGUAGGAGACAUCCAGGUCGGCUGCACUUUGUGUUCAACGUCAUAGAGUUUCCAGCAUGCACUUGGAGACCCACGGGGAGGUGGGGCCUGUGUACUGGUUGGCUCUCUGACCUCGUCGACCCCAUCCUGUUGCACCCUGGGAAGUCUCAGCCCUCCAGCACCCCAGCCCUCCCUAAGGUCCAUGUGAGUCUGCGUCAGAACUGCUCCUUCCGCCUGCCCUCUGACCGCUCAAAACCCCUCAUCAUGAUUGGACCAGGCACCGGCGUCGCGCCCUUCAUUGGUUUCCUCCAACAAAGGGAGAAGGAGAGGGAGGAAAACCCAGAGGCGGAGUUUGGUGAGACCUGGCUGUUCUUCGGUUGUCGCCAUAGAGACCGAGACUUCCUGUUUAGAGAGGAGCUGCAGGGGUUUGUGGGUAAAGGAACCCUGACCCAUCUGAAAGUGUCUUUCUCGCGAGACACUCGGAUGGGGACAGAGACCGAGACAGGACCUAGAUACGUCCAACACAACCUGCUCCUCCAUGCCAAAGACAUCACCAACCUUCUCCUCAAGGAGAAUGGAUACCUCUACAUCUGCGGUGAUGCUAAGAACAUGGCUAAAGACGUGAACGAAACCCUGAUAGAGAUGGUAUCAGCAGAGCUUCAGCAGGAUAAACUAGAUGCCAUGAAGAGAUUGGCUGGACUCAGGGAGGAGAAACGCUAUCUACAGGACAUAUGGAGCUGAGUGGAUGAAUCUUCAACAUAUCUUAUGUCGCAGACUGAAAAGGUCCAUAUAUAAUUUUUGUGGGCCAUUAAUUUCCUUUCAGCAACACAUAAACUGACCAUAUGGAUUGGGUUGCAUGUUGUUCCUCUUGCCUCAUAGCACCUGACAAUAAACUUAAUAAACUGACCAUAUAAGAUUGAGUUUAAGUACUGUAGUUUUAUAGUGGAAUUAUGCAAGAAUAACACACUACUUACUCCUCAUCCUACUUCACAUUCUUGUCUUCCAAUACCUUUUCGCUGUGUGCAAAAAUGUGUCAAAUACAAAAGGUGUGUUUGCUUGAAAAGCUU